This is a messenger RNA of Filobasidium floriforme, 949 nucleotides long. RefSeq names its product Golgin subfamily A member 7/ERF4 family-domain-containing protein. The record is from RefSeq and is a predicted model, not a curated record. Gene Ontology annotation, biological process: peptidyl-L-cysteine S-palmitoylation; protein targeting to membrane. NCBI's taxonomy places the organism in Eukaryota, Fungi, Basidiomycota, Tremellomycetes, Filobasidiales, Filobasidiaceae. The transcript is spliced from 6 exons. Gene Ontology annotation, cellular component: endoplasmic reticulum palmitoyltransferase complex; extrinsic component of endoplasmic reticulum membrane. Bases 192 to 854 code for a protein of 220 amino acids.
AGAUCAUCCAUACAGCCUUUCAACCACGCAACCACAUUGUACGAGGUUUGGCAUUCGAAUCGUCGUGUCCAAAGUUUGGGUUCGGAGUGUCCGCUUUCCACAUCGAUUGGCGGACGAUAUGACCCGGACGACAGCCGACUAAACCCAUCACUAGAUAUCUCAUCUGAACCACUAGGAACGACUUUACGAACAUGCAACGACAAACACACGAUCCGGAAGGGAAUCCAGAAGUUUUGGACGGAAUGGAGACGUUCAACCCGCAUCGACCUUCAUCGAGCGGUUCGACGCCUGACGAGCAAUCACGAGAUACGGACAGGACCAUGGUGGAGAAGAAGAACCGGGCUGCGGUCGGAUCAGCGUUUGCGGAAGGAGGGCGGGACAAGGUGUUUAGUCCCCCUCACUCUGCUUACCCUUUGAGCGCCAACCCGUCCUCAAUGAUGCACUACGGCUCGGACCCGACGGGUACGCUAGGCGUGCACCAUCCCAAAGAGAUUGUCAGGAUCGAGCGGGACUGGAGUACACCGGCCGGUGGACAGGUCUGUCAGUUUUAUACGAGCUGGGUCAUGGAGCUCGAAGGCAGGGUGACCCCCGCUCAGUUCCAAGCUCUGAUCAACACCAUCAACCAUCACCUUCAACUGGCCAACAGUACUGGAUCGACCGUAUGGGAGAACUUACUCGCAGUGCUGACCUGGCAUACGAGCUUGAUCUGGUAUACGCCACGCUUCGAGAGGGAGAUGAGGAAUAUCGAAAAGAUCAUCGAGCAGGCGAAUACCGAGUUGUGGAAUGCGAAGGGAUUGAAUGUGCUUAGUCCGAGAGACGUCGCCUUACAAUAUCUGGAGAUCGAAUAUUAUUGAAGAGGCGAGAUGCCCCGAUUUGGCCGCAGAUAUAUGUCAAGACGAGUGCCAAUCAUUGCUUGUGGUUGUAUGCCAAUCAUUGCUUGUGGUUGUAU